AUGGAACAAUCAGAUAUAAAGAUUGUUCGCCCUCUUGGCAAUCUCGAGAGAUUAUAUCUCGUUAGAAAUAAUUUACGAUAUAACGCUAAUGUUUGUACAGCUGUGCGUUAUCAGUGUAAAGAUUUCUUUUCAACUGUUUCUAUCAAAUCGUCAACCGGCCUAAAUGACAACAUAAGAAAAUCAUUACGACCGAUAAUCUAUAGCGCAUUGACCGAGCUAAUUCUCAAAGAACCAGCAUUGGCGAUUGGCAUAAGAGACCCAAAAACAAGUCGACCGCUUUUUGUUCAUGUUCCUACAAUUUAUUUAUCUCGACAAGUACGUUUUGAUAUAAUACAAUCAGACGAAAAGUUGGAGCAAAUACUGGAAAGAGAACAUGAUAAAGUAUUCGACUUGUCGAUUGAGACUACUCUGCUAUGGAGAGUAAUUGUCGGUGUGAACAUUAAGCGCAAUGAUGAGAUAUGUGUCAUAUUUUGUUACCAUUAUAGUAUGACGGACGGAAUUGGCUUUCAUAGUCUAAAUACAGUAUUCUAUAAUUCGCUGAAUAAUAUUGUUCGCAUACAUAAGAACAUUCGCAACAAGAGCUCGUUAAGUAAUAUCCCAUCUAUUGUUAAUGUUCCUUAUGCCCAGAUAUUUAAGCCCUGCGACGAGCUCCUUGACACAAACCUGUCUGUGAAACUUUUAAUGAAGAAGGUGGUUUGUAAUGCCUUAUUUCCGUCAUUCAUAAACUCCAAGUCAGACUAUUGCACUGCAGGAGAGGGUCAUGAAAUCGAUGUCAAAGACUUUCAUACUAAGUUAAAGAUAGUAACGAUCGACUCGGAUCAAGUAAAUCUACUGCUGUCAAGAUCAAAACAACAAAAAACCACGCUUCAUGCCAUUAUCCAUACAGCUCUCUUGUUUGCGGCUUGCCAUUCUCUCGCCGACCUGAACGAGGACAAAACGUUAUAUAGUCUAACACCAAUAUCCAUCCGACUAUGUGCUACUCCAUCUAUAACCGACCAAACCCUGUGUAUAUACGGUUUUACGGUUUCAAUAAAAAAGCUUAAUCAAGGGUUUUGGAACGUAUCGAGGAUGUACAAAUCGAAACUUGCAAAAGGCUCACAAAAAUCUAUUCAGCGUACUGGGCAUUUAAAAUUUAUCUCCAAGGCAAAUGAAAAGUGGGGAAAGUAUUUUAGAAGAAAGAGAAAACUCAACCCAAUGGGGAAAAAAGCAUUGCUGGAUAUCCCUAAUAUUGGCGUAUGGACGCCACAUGGAGACAACGAAUCGAAAGAUACAAGUGUAAAAAUACUGGAUUGCGUACUUUCUCAAUCACCAGACGUAGUUGGUCCCGUCAUUACGGUUAACUUACUAUUUUAUGGUGACGGGUUUAAAUGUACCUUUGUCUAUCAGAAGGGGGCUGUUCAGCCAAAAGAAAAACUCAAUCAGUUUAUUGAAGAGUUUAGGAAAAUACUGGCAGUGGUGGCAAAAGAAGGGGAUUGGAAGGGAAAAUAA
Molecule: messenger RNA, 1488 nt
Organism: Paraglomus occultum
Lineage: Eukaryota; Fungi; Glomeromycota; Glomeromycetes; Paraglomerales; Paraglomeraceae
Source: the annotation of a GenBank genome assembly